Molecule: messenger RNA, 2515 nt
Organism: Hydractinia symbiolongicarpus
Lineage: Eukaryota; Metazoa; Cnidaria; Hydrozoa; Anthoathecata; Hydractiniidae
Product: alpha-actinin A-like
Exons: 7
Coding region: 405-1937 (510 amino acids)
Cellular component (GO): myosin II complex
Molecular function (GO): calcium ion binding
Source: RefSeq, a predicted model, not a curated record
GUGUGUAAAUAAGACAACAUAAGUUUAAAGUUUUUUUGAAGAUUUCAGAAAUACCUUUGCAACUAGGGAAGAAAAGUGAUUAGUUAGACGGGGGUUACGUUAAAAUUAUAACAUUAAUAUUUAUCCGUAUGAUAAAUAAUGCAAAAUAAAUAUGACAUUUAAAAUUAAGUGAUUUACUCAUAAGUAUUCUACGUAAACUUAAUAUUUUUUUCUAUUUAUGCUAUGCCUUUAAAACUUGCAAAUAAAUUUCAAAUACCCCCUGAAAUAUUCUUGUAAUAGUGUGAACAUAGAGUCAAGAUAUUCCAAUAGAAUACAGCAACAACAAAAAGUAACUGCAAAAAAUAUGUGUGGAGGGAAUAUAUUUUCUAUUUUUUUGUAGUACACCUGUUGUAAGUUUUGUCAGGAUGAUCGCGUUGUUUCAAACUUCUAUCAUGCGACAUAAAGAUAUUCUGUUAGAGAGCCUAAACCAACCACGCGAAGAAAUAGCGAAGUCCAAAAAAGUCAGCUUUGCCCGCAAUCAUGAUGUGGCAUAUAUAUACCCAUGGUCACCCACAAAGUUUUUAUUAUUUGGCAAAUUAUCAGAAGAACAGUUAAGAAGGAAAAAAUCGGAAAACAAUGAAAAUAUUAUACCCAUAUUAAAAAAAUCGAACUACGUGGAACACGAUACCUUACAUGAGAUGCGUCAAACAUUGAACGAACUUAAAUCCAUCAAUGAGAAGCGAGUCAAGAGACCACGUGAUCAAACAAAUUCGAUAAGCGACUCGUUUAGCUUGUCGAAUAUCUUUACAGAAUAUGAUGCUCCAAAUCAUUUAGAAGAAAUAAAUGUAGACGAACUACACACUGUACCACCUACCCUACCAAGCAUGGCGAUUUUUUCACCAAAUGAAAAAAAAGAUUUUUUAACCAACGCACCGUGUGAGAGUUUAACUCCGCCAUCUUGUUUAGUUCCUAUAGCCCAAAACCACAAUUAUAAAAAACCGCUAAGCUCAAGCUUUUCAUUAUUAGGACAUGGGCUAGAUAGCAUAACAGAUGAGAAAAAUGCUUCCCUUCCGCAGUUAGCUACGACAAAACUUAGUGAAGCCUUGUUUGGUUGCAUUCGGCAAGGAGAAGAUGAGCAUGUAAUCUGUUAUAACGCUAGACCAAGAAAGUAUUUACGUAUGCCGUCCAUUGAAAGUAACGAUUCAUUUUCUGUCACAUCAAUUCACAAAUCUUCUCCGCAUCGUUCCCAAAUUUCACAACGAUAUGCCAUAACGGAAUCAGAUUUAGAAAACAUUCAACAUCUCAACGAAGAAGAGUUCAUAUGUCCGGAAAUAACUUCAAAACAACGACGGCCGUUGCCGUUGUUGAACGAUGCAAAAAAUAGAACAUCUAAAAAGAAAAAGAAAAACGGACAAAACCAAACAAAAAAGAAAGAAGAAAAAAUAGAUACAACGACAAAACCUAAAUCGAAACCCAAAGUAAACCAGCCAAAAGAACUAUCUCACGCUGAAAUUUUAACACUGGAACAAGUUGAAGAUUACAAAAAAGCCUUCGCUCUUUAUGACAAGAAUUCAAAUGGUACUAUUACCGCGAAACAGUUGUUGUCAGUUAUGAGAAGUUUAGGAGAAAAUCCAACUGAAGAAGAUAUGCACUCUAUUAUGAUUGAGAUGGACAAAGAUAAAAAUGGAAAAAUCGAUUUUCAUGAAUUUUUGGAGAAAAUGGUUGAACGAAAUGAAAAAAUUAACGAAAGUGAAGAACUGCGAAACGCUUUUCGUGUAUUCGAUAAAUAUGGAGACGGGAAAAUAAACAUCGAAGAAUUUCGUACCGUGAUGGUGAAUUUAGGAAAUAUACUGAGUGACGAAGAAGUCGAAGACUUAUUGAGUGCUGCUGAUCGAGACAGCCAUGGUUGUGUCAAAUAUGAAGAAUUCGUUAUCAUGUUGACCGAAGGCUACAAUUAACAACUUCUUCGAUACAUUUGGCGCCAAAGAAUCCAGCAUAUGUGUCGUAGAUUGGUCAGUAAAAAAGCGAAAUCACAAGAACGAACCAACAAGCACCAUAAUGAAAGUGAAAUCGGAACCUUAUUUUCCGAUAACGGGAGCGUAAAACCGAAAAUAACACAUAUCAACAAUCUCGUCGUCAGAGCUUCUUUUUUACUUUCUAAUAUUUGAGCUGGGGCGACUCUUUUGCGUUAGUCAGAUUUCAGAAAACCAAAAAAAAAACCUGGGAACAAGAUUGACAUAUCAUUUGUAUAUAGGAUUUUAGCAACAUUUAGUACCAUAAUAUGAUGAUAAUGUGGAUGGACAUUUAUGUAUUUAUUUUACUUUUUUCUCAAUUUGAAGUUAAAAAAUACUUUUAAAACGAAAGUGCCAUUGUACCUGUUUGUGGGAUCAAAUUUUACGCAAAUUUAAGUCCCUAUUAUGUUGAGGAUAUUCAUUUAUGAGGAUGUUUUUUAUUAAGUGCUUCAAAAGUAAAUUAAUCACAUCGCUUUUUUCAAAUUUUAACCUGAUCAAGAAUAAUUGGAUGAAAGUAUUUUUUU